GAUAACGAACAAAAUAGAAACCCUAGCUCCUUUUUCUUUCCCAAUUUGCUUCGCACCCGAAAUCCAAGUUAAAAAGACAGGUCAAAUUCAGCUUGCUCAUUCCUGUAUCACAUUUGAUUAUAGAAGCACCACGCUUAUCGUCUAGUGUAAUUUAAUCCCCUUAUUUAUUUCCUGCUUUCUCUUCUGCUUGUUUUGAUCAAGGCAAUCUGACAGAAUUUAGAUUGCUAAACUAGCCUUUACCUUUUGAGCUUCAGCCUGACAUCUAAAUUUCAAGAAGUUCAUAUCUUCAUAUUGUUUUGAUCCUAUUUGAUCAUCAUCGUCCUCUUGAUUAUCAUUCAGAAUUCUCUAAUACCUUUCUCUAUUAAUACUGCUGCUACUUAUUUUGUUCUUUUGGAGAAAAUCUGUCUCUUUGAAUAUCCUUUGGAGCUAUAUUUUAUGGCUCAUUUCGAUCUUUAUUCUCACCCUUCAACUCCUUUUGGCCUUUCUCUAUGUUUCCUCCAUUCCAUAUUUGCAAACUUCCUUCUCCAAAUUGCUUCUGGCUUCUGGGCUUCUUUCACAGCUUCGCUGAAAGCUUAUUUAGUAAGAUACAUAAGAUGCCGAGAGGGAAAAGUGCUGCUGCACCUAGAAAGGCAGUUGAACAGGAAAGGCCGGGAGAACAGGUAGACUUUGAUGCUGACAAUGAUCCCGAAGAGACAAUGGAGGAAGAGGUUGAAUAUGAAGAAGUAGAGGAAGAAGUGGAUGAAGAGGAGGAUGAGGUAGAAGAACAGGAAGUGGAUGGAGAAGAACAAGAAGAAGAAGAGGAGGAGGAGGAGGAAGAGGAGGAGGAGGAAGAGGAGGAAGAAGAAGAGGAGGUAGAAGAAGAGGCAGAAACUGUUGAUGCAGAAGCAAGCCCCAGUGAUGAUGAAGAUAUGAAUGUUGCCGAGGCAGAGGAUGAGGACGAGAACCCUGAACAUGCUGCGCUUCUUGCACUUCCUCCUCAUGGGUCUGAGGUUUAUGUUGGUGGGAUUCCUCAUGGUACUUCUGAAGAAGAAUUAAGGGGAUUUUGCGAGUCUGUAGGAGAGGUGACCGAGAUUAGAAUCAUGAAAAGCAAAAAUGCGUCGGAGAAUAAGGGCUAUGCAUUUGUGACAUUUAGGACGAAACAGUUGGCUGAUAAAGCAAUUGAAGGUCUGAAUAAUACUGAAUUCCAGAGAAGAAGGAUAAAAUGUUCGUCCUCUCAAGCGAAACAUCGAUUAUUCCUUGGUAAUGUUCCAAAAAGUUGGGGAGAGGAAGAUUUGAAAAAGGUCAUUAUGGAGAUUGGGCCAGGAGUUGGUAAUGUGGAGCUGCUAAAGGAUCCGCAGAACUCCAACCGUAACCGUGGUUUUGCAUUCAUUGAGUAUUAUAACCAUGCGUGUGCUGAGUAUUCAAGGCAGAAGAUGUCGACCCCUACAUUCAAGCUGGAAAAGAAUGUUCCUACAGUUAGCUGGGCAGAGCCUAAGAACGCAGAUUCUAAUUCUAGCUCACAGGUAAAGGCAGUCUACGUGAAAAACUUGCCAUCUGACAUUACUCAGGAUAAGUUAAGAGAAAUGUUUGAACAUCAUGGAGAGAUCACGAAAGUGGUAUUACCACCUGCAAAGUCUGGCCAAGAAAAUAGCAGAUUUGGUUUUCUGCACUUCGCACAAAGGGCUAGUGCUAUGAAUGCAAUAAAGGAUACUGAAAAAUAUGAAAUUGACGGUCAAGUUAUUGACUGUUCUCUUGCAAAGCCGCAGGCAGAUAAAAAACCUGAUAGAGGGUCCAGUUCACAUAAGUCGGCCUUGCUUACAGGUUAUCCGCCUCCUUUGGGCUAUGGGAUGGCUGGUGGUGCAUAUGGUGGUCUAGGUGCAGGAUAUGGUACCUCGGGGUAUGCACAGCCGCUGAUCUACGGUAGGGGACCAACCCCUGCGGGCAUGUCUAUGAUGCCAAUGCUUUUGCCUGACGGGCAGAUCGGAUAUGUCCUGCAGCAGCCUGGAGCACAGCAGUAUCCCCCCCCUCCACAACAGAGAAGUGGAGGUGGUAGGAGUGGAAGCAGAGGUGGCGGAAAUAGAGGUGGCAACUCAAGUGGGGGUAACCAGAACAACGACGGUGGACAUGGGAGCAGAUAUCGCCCUUAUUGAUAAUCAUGACACUGUAACCUUGUAGCCAUAGUCUGAUUUGGGUGGAGCAUCUCACCCUUGAAUCUUAUCUUCUUGUUUUUAUGCUUGUAUUGUUGUAUCAAUAAACACAGUUGAAGGUGAAAAAGUACAACCUAUUCAACUGUACCCUCUUGCACUGUAGCUCAAUAACAACACCAGCAAUGCUAAUUUAGAGAACAAUUGAUCAAAAGAAUUUAAUAGUGAAUGUUAAAGCUAACAGAAAUUGAAGGUCUUC
Messenger RNA from Papaver somniferum (opium poppy), 2382 nucleotides. RefSeq names its product heterogeneous nuclear ribonucleoprotein Q-like. Gene Ontology annotation, cellular component: nucleus. Lineage: Eukaryota; Viridiplantae; Streptophyta; Magnoliopsida; Ranunculales; Papaveraceae. The record is from RefSeq and is a predicted model, not a curated record. Gene Ontology annotation, molecular function: mRNA binding. The transcript is spliced from 9 exons. Bases 489 to 2129 code for a protein of 546 amino acids.